AAUCAGUAGAGUUCACUGAACCGUCGCGAAGAGACGUUUCCGCCCACAAGAAAGAUGGCGGCUCCCUUGCUGGAGAAUCUCUCGGAGUCCUUAGGUUCCCCGGAGCCAGCGGUUCGACUCAUAUUAUCUAUUUUAAUCGGAUAUCCCUGUGCUCUGGUGUACCGGCGGUUCUUGUUCUACCAGCCUGCAACAGUCAUACACUUGUUCCACGCGUUCUCUGGACUGGCUCUGGCAGCAUUCAACUUCGGCUCUCAGAUCUAUCACUCCGCAGUAUGCAUCCUUGUCCAAUUCCUGAUGCUGAGGCUCAUGGGAAGGACGGUAACAACUGUCCUGAGCAGCUUUACCUUUCAAAUGGUUUACCUGCUGGCAGGGUAUUACUACACAGCGACAGAGGAGUAUGACAUCAAAUGGACUAUGCCUCAUUGUGUACUCACACUCAAACUCGUUGGUCUGUCAUUUGAUUACUAUGACGGCGGGAAGGAACCAUCCCAGUUGAGUUCAGAACAGAGGAAUGGAGCCCUGUCGUCUGUGCCCUCUCUGCUCGAGAUGUACGGCUUUUCCUACUUCUAUGGGGGCUUCCUGGUGGGGCCUCAGUUUACAUUGCGCAGCUACCAGAAGCUGGUGGCAGGGGAGCUCACCGACUGCCCUGGACAGCCUCCAAACAGUGUUAUACCGGCUAUGAAGAGAUUUGCUUUAGGUUUUCUCUGCCUGGUGAUUUAUGCAAUAUUUAGUCCCUAUUACCCAGACAGCUACUACUUAACAGAUGAGUAUGAGGCUCAGCCCUUCUGGUAUCGCUGUGUGUUUGUUCUGCUUUGGGCUAAAGUCAUUUUGUAUAAAUAUGUCAGCUGUUGGGUUAUAGCGGAGGGUAUAUGUAUAUUAGCUGGACUAGGCUACAAUGGUGUAGUGGAUGGAGAGCACAAGUGGGACGCCUGUGCCAAUAUGAAGGUGUGGCUCUUCGAAACCACGCCGCUUUUUUCAGGAACCAUUUCUUCCUUCAACAUCAACACAAACGCCUGGGCUGCCAGACAUGUCUUCAAGCGGUUGAAGUUCCUCGGCAACAAGACCCUGUCUCAUGUGACGACACUCAUCUUCCUAACGAUUUGGCACGGCCUUCACUCCGGAUACAUCCUGUGCUUCUCUAUGGAGUUCUUCAUCAUCACUGUAGAGAGACAGGCCUUGGCACUAGUGAGGGACAGUCCCUUGCUGACGAAGCUGGCCAACAGCCCGCUCUACCCUCUCAUCUAUGUAGUCCAGCAGUUCCUCCACUGGCUCUUCAUGGGCUACCCCUUAGUGCCGUUCUGCCUCUUCACUUAUGACAAAUGGCUCAAGGUGUAUUCGUCCAUCUAUUUCUGUGGACACGUGUUCUUCCUCGCAGCCUUUUUAAUCAUACCAUACCUCCGUAAGGCGCUGGUGCCUAAGAAAGAACGGAGUCAGAUAAAGCAGGAUUAAAACUCGGUACUAAGAGCUGGCAUGGUCCGUCGAAGGCUGAAUAUCCACUGAAGGGAACUGUGACUUUCAAGGAGCAGAAUGGAAAAUAUUUUAAGGCCUUUAGUAAUAUAAAUAAAUAAAAA
Messenger RNA from Morone saxatilis (striped sea-bass), 1571 nucleotides. RefSeq names its product lysophosphatidylcholine acyltransferase 3 (gene lpcat3). Gene Ontology annotation, molecular function: lysophospholipid acyltransferase activity; 1-acylglycerophosphocholine O-acyltransferase activity. Lineage: Eukaryota; Metazoa; Chordata; Actinopteri; Moronidae. Bases 55 to 1449 code for a protein of 464 amino acids. Gene Ontology annotation, biological process: phosphatidylcholine biosynthetic process; lipid modification. Gene Ontology annotation, cellular component: membrane. The record is from RefSeq and is a predicted model, not a curated record. The transcript has 13 exons.